GCGGCGGGGCGGCGGGGACCGCGGCCGGGCGAGGCCGGGCUUCGAGCCGCCCUCCCGCGCGCACCUGCCUGCGCCGACCCCGGCGCCGCCCCGCCGGGGAACCGGAAAGGCGGCCUGCGGACUGCGAGCCGCAUGACUGCUGGAGUUCGGAUGGGGACUGCCGGAGACCGGAGUUCAAGUCUAGGGGCCUGUCUAGAAUAAAGUGGGUGGGGGCGGACCCAUCUGCGUUCGCCACGAUCGUUCCUAGAAAGCUGAACCCCCACUGUCCUCGCGGCUGGGUCCUGCGCUCUUCAGCCGCAUCCCGCCCGGAUUAGGCGUUCCCAGACUGGCAGAAAGCCUGGCAUCAUGCUUCGGCCUUGGAGGUGACGCAGGCGCUGCUGUCGGAGAAUUGGGAGGCGAAGCCGGAGCUGGUCGGCCAGAGGAGCUGGCAGGCCCAGGCGGAGCACAGCACAUGCUAGUGUGCUAGCUGCUGUCGGGGAAGCGGCGGCCACAGCUCCUGUUUGCUGCUGCCACGCACCUUCUGCUGAGUCUCAGCAUGGAGAGCGGCGCUCCGCCCGUCCCUGCUGCCCUGCCGUACUACGUGGCCUUCUCCCAGCUGUUGGGCCUCACCGUGGUGGCAGUGACUGGCGCGUGGCUGGGUCUGUACCGAGGUGGCAUUGCCUGGGAAGGCCCCCUGCAGUUUAACGUGCACCCGCUCUGCAUGGUCAUAGGCAUGAUCUUCCUGCAAGGAGAUGCUCUGCUGGUGUACCGAGUCUUCAGAAAAGAAGCCAAACGCACGACCAAGAUCUUGCACGGGCUGCUGCAUGUCUUUGCCUUCGUCAUCGCCCUGGUGGGCUUGGUGGCCGUGUUCGACUACCACAAGAAGAAGGGCUAUGCGGACCUGUACAGCUUGCACAGCUGGUUCGGGCUCUUAGUCUUCAUCCUUUACUUUGCGCAGUGGCUCGUGGGUUUCAGCUUCUUCCUGUUCCCUGGGGCUUCGUUCUCUCUGCGGAGGCGCUACCGCCCUCAGCACAUUUUCUUCGGUGCCACCAUCUUCCUCCUUUCUGUGGGCACAGCCCUCCUGGGCCUGAAGGAGGCGCUGCUGUUUAAACUUGGGGGCAAGUACAGCACGUUUGAACCCGAAGGCGUCUUGGCCAACGUGCUGGGCCUGCUGCUAGCCUGUUUCGGGGUGGUUGUGCUCUACAUCUUGUCCCAAGCUGACUGGAAGCGGCCGUCCCAGGCUGAAGAGCAGGCCCUCUCCAUGGACUUCAAGACGCUGACAGAGGGGGACAGCCCCAGCCCACAGUGAUGGCCUCCCUCGUCCUGGACAGGGGGCUGCAUGUGGGUGCUCCUCUCAGUCCUGUGGGUUCCCAGAUGCCUUUUUGCUCAUCCCUGCGGAGGCUGAGUCUUCAGGUCCAGGAGUAAGGGGCAGUGGUGUUAGUUUAGUGGGUUCCAGGGUUUGGGGUUGUCCUCGGCUUUCCCUUCCUCUCUGCAGCUUUUGAUGCAUCCUGUGAGCCACGUGUGGGCCCUGCCUGUACCCCCGUUGUCCAUUCUCAUGCAGAAAGCUUGGUUAGGGGAUCUGGGGUCCAGCCUGGUCCUAUUGCCCCACAUGGCAGAUGGCUGGGCUGGGCCUGAGCACUGGCAUGGGAAAGCCAAGACUGUUGCUCUGUGGGUUUAGCCCGGGAACCCCAGCAGCUUGGGAAGUGCACGUCCUUGGCAGUAGAGCAAGUGAUGCUAGGCGUAAAGUAUGCUGGUGUUCAGAGUAAGGUUCCCCAGAAGGCUUGAGUCCGGCCCCCAAAGGAGCCCUGCCUGCUGGGUGGCUUGGCCACAGUCUUGGCCCUUUCUCUUCUUUUUUAAUCCCUGAGCCUUAAGUAGGCUUUUUGGUAAGGGGACCAGUGUUCAAAAGGCAGGUAAAUACCUGCCCUGGUGGGGGAGGGCAGGCUGCUGGUGGUGAGGGACCUCCUGGCUUCCAGCUACCCUGGCAGAGUUCCCCCCAGCAGGGGCUAAGCUCUUCUUUCUAGUGCGGGCCAGUCCGGGCAGGCUCUGGGAGUGGGAGGCUACACACCUCCUGAGUUUUUGGAAGAGGCUGCUGUUUGUCUUGUUCUCCAGGGGGAAGCUGGGGUACCCUGGCUGGGCUGAAGCAGCCCUGGAGUACGCUGUCCUUCCACACCGGGUCCAUCGUCACUGGACAGUAGGAAUGAGGUGGAAGAGAGGGGGUGGAUUGGUGUCCCGCAGUGCCUGCACACAGCUUCGACCCCCUGUUUACUGUCUGUUGUGGUGUUAGCUGAGUCACUGUUUGGCUUGAAUCUAGAAAGAAUGUGAUUAGAGCACUGAUCUUGUGCUUCUCUGGCUUGGCAAGCGCUCUCUCCUUGUUUCCCCCACUCUCUUGGAUUUUGAGGAGCCUCGCAGUUUGUGACCUCCAAGGUUAACUUCAUGAGGAAAUCAACAGUUCCCGAACCUGACAAUUCUUUUAAGUCAACAGGCUGGCUUUCUCCGUCAGGUUUCUAAUAACUGUGCUGUGGGUUUUGCUUCUGGCGAUGUGUCCAUCCCCAGCUGUGGGGCAGCUUCCUCCCUGAUGCUACCUGUCACCCUGGCCUCCUCUCCCAGGUCUCCAUUUGCAGGGAUGAUGGGGUUUGCCUUCAGUUUCGAUUGCAUACGCUGAAAGGAUUAAGGAUCGUAUAAAAUCUGUCGUCGGUUGGCAUGCUUGUGUGGUCAGAUGUUUACAUGUGGCAGGCUCUUCCUUAGACAAACUACCGAGGACCAUGGUGCGUCUCCUUUGCCAGACUACACAGAGUUAGAACUUAGGUCUGCAAUGAGAGCCUGUAAACUACUCUUUCUGCCAAAGUGUAUGAAUCAUGACUAAGGACCAGAGAAGGCCCCCAAGCAGAUGUCUGUGGUUUCUUCUGUUUGCCUGUGGCCUGUCUCCUGUGACGUACAGCGUGUUGUCAGUGCAGCAGAUAAAUCAAUAAAUGUCUACAGCAGA
Molecule: messenger RNA, 2962 nt
Organism: Meriones unguiculatus (Mongolian gerbil)
Lineage: Eukaryota; Metazoa; Chordata; Mammalia; Rodentia; Muridae
Product: transmembrane ascorbate-dependent reductase CYB561
Exons: 7
Coding region: 536-1288 (250 amino acids)
Cellular component (GO): lysosomal membrane
Molecular function (GO): oxidoreductase activity
Source: RefSeq, a predicted model, not a curated record